Patiria miniata (bat star) is the source of this 3342-nucleotide messenger RNA. RefSeq names its product polypyrimidine tract-binding protein 1-like. Lineage: Eukaryota; Metazoa; Echinodermata; Asteroidea; Valvatida; Asterinidae. The transcript has 18 exons. The record is from RefSeq and is a predicted model, not a curated record. Bases 705 to 2726 code for a protein of 673 amino acids. Gene Ontology annotation, biological process: mRNA processing; regulation of RNA splicing. Gene Ontology annotation, cellular component: nucleus. Gene Ontology annotation, molecular function: mRNA binding.
CUCAAAAGAGGCUUGUAUGUUCCUGUUACGCAACCGGGUUUGGGAGAGAUUUGUUUUUGAUCGAGAGUCGCAUCGGCAGGGAGAGUUUGCUCAUGUGCUCAACGGAAAACCCGGAGACUUAGUGCCCAGAGUUCCACUCCAGUGAUUCCUUUAUGAGAUCGUGGUGGGGUUGACCCUCGACUGAAUAGCGACGCGGUUUGGUGAGCAAACAGCGAGGCCGGUUUCAGCAUCCAGCCACUCGCAGCCAGCCAGCUCAGCCUAGCCAGCCUUGUGUGUAUUCAUUCCAUUUCAUUCAUGGCUGGAGGUGCAGUAUAGACGUGGUCUGGUAGAACUCUUUUCAUCUUCCUCUUCUAGGCUUUCUCUUCUGGGUUGUUUUGUUAUCUCUCUUUGGUCGCAACGGCUUCGCAGACAAGAACUACCGGUACUACUGUAUAUUCAGCAGUUGCAUGUAAAGUCGCGUGUACGCUCAUUCACAACCAAUUUGUUUGUGUGUGCAUACAUGCGUCGUGAGCUGUGACACAGCGAGUUCGGGAUUCCCAACUCUCCCCUGGAUUUUUUUUGGUUCGUGUGCGUGCCAAGCGACCGAGAGACAAUCCCCAUCUUGGCAUCGAGUGAUCGUGGUAGCACACCCUCAUUGCUGAACCCACCUGUCGUAUUAUUAAGUCUCUGCAACUGGGGGUGACUCCACGAAAAACGCUGCACCUAUGUACUUCGUCGAUCCGUACGCGGGUGGCGAGAUGAUUCUAGCACCCAGUGGGGCUCCAUAUGGGACUGUACCAGUGAUGGCGGUACCCCAGAGCCACCCCACAGCUAGUUAUGUCUACAGCUCAUCCACUAGGAAACGAGGCUUGCGGGGCUCUGACGAGUUGUUCACAGCCAACGGCACAGCCACUAAUCCCCUUGUCGCCUCCAACUUCGGCGGAGGCGAUUCACCUAUUAACGAUGCCAAAAAGGUGAAGAGGGAGGCGGCGCCCCCAUCUCGCGUGGUCCACAUCCGCAACCUAGCUCCCGACGUGAACGAGGCCGAGGUGGUCAGCUUAGGCGCGCCGUUUGGGAACAUCAGCAAAGUCCUGUGCAUCAGAAACAAAGGCCAGGCCUUCAUAGAGCUAGCGGACGUCAGCCAAUCAACCAAGAUGAUUGCCUACUACAACCAGGUCCAGACAAACCUUCACGGCAAGCCGGUCUUUGUCCAGUUCUCUGACCACCAGGAACUGAAGACAGAUAACUCCCCAGCACAUCAGGAUACCACUGUGGGAAGUUAUAAGUCGCAAUAUCACGCCACGACGGUGGCGGUACAGGCUGCCCUGGCUGCUGUCAACGCUGUGCUAAACAGCCCCUCCUCUGCCGGGGGUCUUCUUUCUGAUAGCGACUCCUCUCCUGGCUCUCUGGACAAGAACACUGUCUCUUGCGUAGCGGCCCAGGCGGCGUUGCAGGCCACCCAUGCCCUCCUGCCCCAGCACCAGCUCUCAAGCAGCCACCUGCAUAAGGUAGCCGACAGCCCCGGUGGACCACAGCACGUCCUGCGGGCCGUCAUCGAGCACAUGAUCUACCCGGUCAACGUGGACACAUUACACCAAAUCUUCUCCAAGUACGGCACGGUGCUCAAGAUUGUCACCUUCACCAAAAACAAUGUUUUCCAGGCCCUUAUUCAGUUCAGCAACAGCAGUGAAGCAACACAGGCCAAAAGUGCCUUAGAUGGACAGAAUAUCUACAAUGCCUGUUGUACCCUGCACAUUGAGUUCUCCAAGCUGCCUGCCUUGGUGGUCAAGUACAAUAACGAAAAGAGCCGGGACUACACCCGAGAUCUGCCAACAGGGGACAGUAUCGGUGCCCAGGAUGGGUUGGCAGGAUUAGGGGGACAUGGGAUGAUGCCUAAUGCAUUGACACAGAUGGCCACGCUGGGCACGUCGCCGUUUAGUCCGACAGCGGCCACGCUAGCGGGCUUUCCAACGGCAGCAGUCCCAGGUCUUGGCAGUGCCUUCAUCGGCGGCAACUUGCAGCACAACGCUGCGGCUGCGGCCUUCCGUUUCCAGAACACCCUCGCAAUGCAAGGCUUACACGGCAUGCACGGCAUGCAGGGCAUGCAGGGCAUGCAAGGCAUGCAGGGCAUGCAGGGAAUGCAGAACAUGCAAGGAACGCCAGUACUCUUGGUCAGCAACCUCAACACGGAACUGGUCACACCUCAGGCUCUCUUUACCCUCUUUGGGGUUUACGGUGAUGUGAGGCGAGUCAAGAUUCUCUAUGAGAAGAGAGACAAUGCUCUCAUUCAAAUGGCUGAUCCCCAUCAGUCCCAGACAGCCUUGGCCAAUCUGAACGGUAUCAAGUUGUACACCAAACAGCUGAGAGUGGCGCCCUCCAAGUACCGCGAGGUGGCCAUGCCGAGAGAAGGCCAACCGGAUGCGGGCCUGACAAAAGACUACGGCAACUCACCACUGCACCGGUUCAAGAAGCCAGGCUCCAAGAAUUUCCAGAACAUAUUCCCACCCUCAGCUACCCUUCAUCUUUCCAACAUUCCAGCCAGCGUAACAGAGGAGGAACUUAAAAGUGCCUUUAGUAAUCACGGAACAGUUGUGUCUUUCAAGUUUUUCCCGAAGGAUCGGCGUAUGGCUUUGAUCCAAAUGGGUUCGGUGGAAGAGGCUACACACGCGCUCAUUGCGCAGCACAAUCACCAGCUGAGCGAGUCCAAUCACCUGAGGGUGUCUUUCUCCAAAACACAGAUGUCAUAGAAAAACACCCCUGUUUACUGAAUGGAAUAUACUCCAAGUCAAUGGUGCAAGUUUGGGAUUGUUUCAUUUUACUGCCUGGAAUGGGGGAUGAUUCAAGACGAUCUUUGAAAGUCAAGCGUUGCCACGUGAUUCUCCCACCCCUGUCAAAAGAGUGAAGCAUGCCCUAAACUGCAUAAUAGAUAUGUAUGAUAGUAUUCAUUUGGAGUAUACCAUGAUCACGGUAUAGGGGUUUUCUGUUGUCGAGGGACGGUAACAAUUUCAUCUUUCAUCUUCUGGACUCUCUGCUGAAGGAUCUUAAUGUUGUAACCAUGGAUACACAGAUUUUGUUUUUGUUUUGUAUUUUGUGUUCCUUUACGGUCCAAGGACCAAAAAACAAGAACAGUUGUUCGGGAAAAAUGUCAUAAACUGGGGGAUUUUACCUGAUGAAGAGGGCCAUUUUGUGCAUGUUUUAAUUAAACUUUUAUCAUUCAUAUUGAAAAAAAAAUGAAUAUAUCUGGAUUUUGUUUUUCUCUGAUUGGUAAGGGGAGAGGGUUUUGAGAAAAAAAAUACCUUCAUUUUGUGAUUUUGAUGUUAUUUACAGGAAACUGUAAGAAGAGAUAUUUUGCAUUCGAAAAAA